This is a messenger RNA of Volvox carteri f. nagariensis, 321 nucleotides long. RefSeq lists its product as uncharacterized. Bases 1 to 321 code for a protein of 106 amino acids. Lineage: Eukaryota; Viridiplantae; Chlorophyta; Chlorophyceae; Chlamydomonadales; Volvocaceae. The record is from RefSeq and is a predicted model, not a curated record. The transcript has 3 exons.
AUGCGGGGCCUGCACAAGUGUGGCCCAACAGCGAUAUGGUUGACAGUCAGCAAGGGGUCGCGUGGUGGAGAAUUUUGGAAGAAGCUACCGGACGCAAAGGUUUAUGUUGCUUGUUUUGCCGUGUUUGUCUUUUCGGACAACAAGGCUCAGGCUUUUGUGAACGCAUCCCAGGAUUACCCGAAUACAUCCCAGGCAAACCUGGCGAAGAAAUCGGCCUUUCGGCCACCAAGGCACAAACCAGGUGUCCUGGCCAAAGUCCAGUACUGCACCGUGUUCACGCAUCCAGCGGCUGCCAAGAAUGAGAUCGAUGCCUUCGACUAG